Molecule: messenger RNA, 3306 nt
Organism: Malania oleifera
Lineage: Eukaryota; Viridiplantae; Streptophyta; Magnoliopsida; Santalales; Ximeniaceae
Product: probable leucine-rich repeat receptor-like protein kinase IMK3
Exons: 2
Coding region: 457-3087 (876 amino acids)
Biological process (GO): protein phosphorylation
Molecular function (GO): protein kinase activity; ATP binding; protein binding
Source: RefSeq, a predicted model, not a curated record
GGUUUCUAAUUGUUAUUGAGUCCCACCCACGGGCAAUUGAAGAACCUCUUUAAAAACUAGCCGUUAGGCACUGCCCCUGCGUGAGAAGAAGAGCCUCUGCUCUGCACACACCACAUAUGGCCCCUGACACACUGUCUCCCUCCCAUCUUUCUCCCGUUUUAUUGCUCCGCAUCCAAUACAAAGAAAGAUUCCUCUCUCUCUCUCUCUCUCUCUCUCUCUCUCUCUCUCUCUCAGAGAGGAAGGCAGAUGGUCACGUGCUCCGUCACAGGAAGCCCACUUCCAGUUUCAGCUCCCCUCCCUCACUACAAAACCAUUUCUUGACAUUUCAAAUCAUCUGAAUUAAACCACAUUUCAAUUGUGUGUAUUGAAAAAGAAAAAAAAAAAAGGAAAAUUCCUCACAAAGGGUGUCUGCUUUCUUCUUCUUGUUCUUCGAACAAUUUUUUAGCUACUCGGUCUAUGUUCAUGGAGAAUACAAUUCACUUCUUCAGUGGAUGUAACGUAGACCCUUUACAGAUUUUUCACUUUCUGACAAGCAACUCGAAUAGGAGGAAGGAGAAAUGGGAGGGGAAGAAGAAGAGUGGCUCCUUUGGAAAUGACUCAUUUCGGAUUUCUGAGUUUUUGUUGUUUCUUCAGUUGCUAGUUUCUGUGAUUCGUCCGGUCUCAGGUCAGGCGUGGGAUGGGGUUAUUGUUACCCAAGCGGAUUUUCAAGCACUGCAAGCCUUCAAACAAGGCUUAAUCGAUCCUAAAGGGUUCUUGCGAGGCUGGAACGACAGUGGCUAUGGAGCCUGUUCUGGUGGUUGGGUUGGAAUCAAGUGUGCUCAGGGGCAAGUUAUUGUAAUCCAGCUUCCAUGGAAGGGAUUGAUGGGCCGAAUCUCCGAUAAGAUUGGGCAGCUUCAAGCGCUCCGGAAGCUUAGCCUCCAUGACAAUCUCAUUGGCGGUUCGAUCCCACUAACACUGAGUCUUCUCCCUAACCUCAGAGGCAUUCAGCUCUUCAACAAUCGACUUUCGGGUUCCAUCCCACCUUCACUUGGUUCAUGUCCCCUGCUUCAGACUCUUGACCUCAGUAAUAAUUCGCUCACAGGAGCAAUCCCGGGCAAUCUCGCAAACUCUACUAAACUUUACAGGCUCAAUCUGAGCUUCAAUUCCUUGUCCGGUUCCCUCCCGGUUAGUCUUACUCACUCUUCUUCCUUCAUCUUCCUUGCUCUCCAAUACAAUAACCUCUCAGGUUCUGUCCCAGACUCCUGGGGUGGCAGUGGAACAGCAAAAGAUGGAUCUUUUCAACUUCAGUCACUAGCCCUUGAUCAUAACUCCUUCACUGGAAGCAUUCCUGCUUCUUUAAGCAUGUUAAGCAAGCUUGAAGAGUUAUCCCUGAGCCAUAACCAGAUCACAGGAGCCAUACCAGACGAAUUGUGGAGGCUUUCUAAGCUUAGAACAAUUGAUUUUUCAAGUAAUGCAAUCAACGGAAGCCUUCCAAUCAGUAUGUCUAAUCUAUCCUCUCUUGUUGUCCUGAAUCUGGAGAGCAAUCAAAUAGGUAACCAAAUCCCGGAAGACCUGGACAAACUGAAGAAGCUAUCAGUUCUCAACUUAAGGAGAAACCAAUUCAACGGCCGCAUUCCCGCGACCAUUGGGAACUUGUCCUCACUCACUCAACUCGAUUUGUCUCGCAACAAUUUCAGCGGAGAAAUCCCAUCUUCUCUUGCCGACAUUCUAAAUCUCAACUCCUUAAAUGUUUCUUACAAUAACCUCUCGGGUUCUGUCCCUAUUCGUCUCGCCCGAAAAUUCAAUUCGAGUUCUUUCGCAGGGAAUCUCGAGCUAUGUGGGUAUAGCGAUUCUAGUUCAUGUCCUUCUCUGGCUCCUUCUCAGGCUACACCGGGUCCAGCUCCAGCUCCAUCUACAGAGAAAACAAAAUCCCAUCGGCGGCAUAAGCUAAGUACCAAAGACAAAGUUCUCAUUGCUGCUGGGGCCCUCCUGCUGGUUUUGCUUCUAGUAUGCUGUCUUUUGCUUGGUUGCUUAAUCAGGAAGAGGGUUGCAUCAAAGUCCAAAAAUGGGGAAGCUGCAGGAAGGGCUGGCGGCACUGGGAGGGCUGAGAAGGGGACUCUGCCCGUUGGAGGCGAUGUUGAAUCCGGCGAAGCUGGAGGCAAACUAGUCCAUUUUGAUGGGCCAAUGGUUUUUACAGCAGAUGAUCUCUUGUGUGCAACAGCUGAAAUUAUGGGGAAGAGCACUUAUGGGACUGUGUAUAAGGCAACAUUGGAGGAUGGGAACCAAGUUGCAGUCAAGAGAUUAAGAGAGAAGAUCACCAAAAACCAGAGGGAAUUUGAAACUGAAGUCAGCGUGCUUGGGAAAAUCAGACACCCAAAUCUUUUGGCCCUGAGAGCUUAUUACAUAGGACCCAAAGGAGAGAAGCUUCUUGUGUUUGAUUACAUGCCCAAAGGCAGCCUUGCAACUUUCCUCCAUGCUAGGGGACCCGAAAACCACAUUGAUUGGCCGACUAGGAAGAACAUUGCUCGAGGCAUAACGUGCGGUCUCUUCUACCUCCACACCCAUGAGAAUAUAAUCCACGGGAACCUUACUUCGACCAAUAUCCUGCUUGAUGAGCAAACCAAUGCCAAAAUUGCCGAUUUCGGCCUUGCCCGGCUGAUGACUACUGCAGCCAAUUCUAAUGUAAUUGCCACCGCAGCAGCACUAGGUUACCGCGCACCAGAGCUUUCAAAGCUCAAGAAAGCCAACACAAAGACUGAUGUGUACAGUCUUGGGGUUAUUAUACUGGAGCUCCUAACUGGGAAAUCUCCAGGGGAGGCCAUGAAUGGUGUGGAUUUGCCUCAGUGGGUUGCAUCCAUUGUAAAAGAGGAAUGGACAAAUGAGGUUUUUGAUGUAGAGUUGAUGAAGGAUGCACCUGCAAUUGUUGAUGAUCUUCUAAACACUUUGAAAUUGGCAUUGCAUUGUGUUGAUCCAUCGCCAUCGGCACGACCGGAGGUCCAGCAGGUUCUUCAGCUGCUAGAAGAGUUUAGACCGGAGAUGGCUGCCAGUACCAGUGAUGACCCGCCCAGAGCCGGAGCCGGAGUUGAAGCCCCUUCAACGAGUGAUUAAGAAGGAGAUGGAGAACUUGGGGCGGUUGGUUGUUUGUUCCAGGAAGAGAGGCUAAUAUAUUCUUUCAUUCAUAAUUUUUUAUGUUUAAGGGGAUUUUUUUCUCGUUAGUGUCUGUAAAUAAAAUUUGUUUUUGUUGCCUGAAAAAUUUUCAAAACCAUUUCCAGAAACUUCAGUUCGCCAAAACUAAAAUCUCAUCAGAACAUGUUCUUAACAGAAAAA